This is a messenger RNA of Dibothriocephalus latus, 402 nucleotides long. NCBI's taxonomy places the organism in Eukaryota, Metazoa, Platyhelminthes, Cestoda, Diphyllobothriidea, Diphyllobothriidae. The record is from the annotation of a GenBank genome assembly.
AUGCACCUACUUGUUUAUUACGAUGAUGUAAAGUUCCCAUUCCCACCACAGGACGUUGCGGGAAUGCACGCGAGUAAAGAGGAGGUGAUGGAGUUCGUUCAUUACUUGCGCGACCCAGCCAAGUACAAGGCAUUGGGUGCAAAGCUGCCGAAGGGAGCACUUCUGUUGGGGCCUCCUGGAACAGGCAAAACCCUACUUGUAAAGGCGCUUGCCCACGAGGCCGACGUGCCGUUCUUUUCGAUGGCUGGAUCUGAGUUCAUCGAGGUGAUUGGUGGUCUGGGUGCCUCGCGAAUUAGAAAACUUUUUAAGGCUGCCAGACAACAGUCUCCCUCCAUUAUAUUCAUCGACGAAAUAGAUUCGGUCGGUCGCCGACGCUCGGCAGAUGGGUAUGUUUUACAUUAA